AUGGCCAGGCAGGGACCCGCGGUGGGGUGGCCCGGUGGGCAGGGAGGGGGGCUUUUCCCUCCAAAUCAAGGCACCCACUCACCCACCGCGGCACCUCCGUGCCCUCCCCGGCUCGGAGCUCUGUAGGGUUGGUUUUGGGGUGCCCCCCCCGGGUGCUGGUGGGUGCCGGCCCCACCUGCGUGAGCGCUGUAGGGCUCAGCACAUCCCUCCGCAACAGCAACUAUUUAUAGCGGCCCCGGCCCCCCCCAGCCCGGCACGGGCACAGCUCGGUCAUUAACGCCGAAACGAGGGGGGUUAAUUCGGCACCAGCCCCUCGGCGGGGGCUCGUGUCCCCCGGGGCUGUCCCCUGCGGUGGCAGCGGGGUCAGAGGUGGUGGCACGGGGCCGGGAACAGACGCGGGCAUCACCCGCGGGGCCGUCGGAGGGACAAUGCGGCUUUGUGUCCCCGGUACCAUCGGGGAUGGGAAGGCGAGGCAGGAAAACAAGGGGCUGCGGGGACGGCAUGACGCGGUGCCGGCUGGCACUGCCACUGCCGGGGACGGCCACGCCACAGGGACCGGGGCUGCCGGAGCGGGACGAUGCUGCCGGGCAGCCGGUGCCCGUCCCGGAGGCACUCCUGCAUCUGCUUUGACCUGGAGAAUGGCCUCCAAGGCCGGGGCACGCUGGACCCCCAGGCCAGCCCGGGGCUGGUCCUGCAGGGCACCUUCUCCCACGGGCAGCGCCGUGAGUCCUUCCUGUACCGCUCCGACAGCGACUAUGACCUGUCCCCCAAAGCCAUGUCCCGCAACUCCUCCAUCGCCAGCGACCUGCACGGAGAAGACAUGAUCGUCACGCCGUUCGCCCAGGUCCUGGCCAGCCUCCGCACCGUCCGCAGCAACCUCACCCACCUCCAGGACCGCGCCGGCAUCAAGCGAGGAUCCAGCAGCAGCCUGCCCUCCGGGAGCAAGGCCAGCCUGUCCGGUCCCUUGCCAAGCUGGCGGGUGCCCCCAGCAGAAGAUGCCCACCAGAAGCUCUCACGGGAGACCCUGGAGGAGCUGGAUUGGUGCCUGGACCAGCUGGAGACGCUGCAGACCAGGCACUCGGUCAGCGAGAUGGCCUCCAACAAGUUCAAGCGGAUGCUGAACCGGGAGCUGACGCACCUCUCGGAGACGAGCCGCUCCGGGAACCAGGUCUCCGAGUACAUCUCCAGAACCUUCCUGGACAAGCAGCACGAGGUGGAGAUCCCCUCAGCGCUGGCCAAGGACAAGGAGAAGGAGCGGAGGAAGCGCCCCAUGUCCCAGAUCAGCGGCGUCAGGAAGCUCACGCACAGCUCCAGCCUCGCCGCCGCCGGCAUCCCCCGCUUCGGGGUGCGCACGGACCACGAGGGGCUGCUGGCCAAGGAGCUGGAGGACACCAACAAGUGGGGGCUCAACGUGUUUAAAGUCGCCGAGUACUCGGGGAACCGCCCGCUGACCGUCAUCAUGUACAGCAUCUUCCAGGAGCGUGACCUGAUGAAGACCUUCCGCAUCCCCGUCAACACCUUCAUCACCUACAUGCUGACGCUGGAGGACCAUUACCACGCCGACGUGGCCUAUCACAACAACCUCCACGCCGCCGACGUGGCGCAGUCCACCCACGUCCUCCUCUCCACGCCUGCCCUGGAGGCUGUCUUCACGGACCUGGAGAUCAUGGCUGCCAUCUUCGCCAGCGCCAUCCACGACGUCGACCACCCCGGCGUCUCCAACCAGUUCCUCAUCAACACCAACUCGGAGCUGGCGCUGAUGUACAACGACGCCUCGGUGCUGGAGAACCACCACCUGGCCGUGGGCUUCAAGCUCCUCCAGGAGGAGAACUGCGACAUCUUCCAGAACCUGAGCAGGAAGCAGAGGCAGACGCUCCGAAAAAUGGUCAUCGACAUGGUGUUGGCCACGGACAUGUCCAAGCACAUGAACCUGCUGGCGGAUCUGAAGACCAUGGUGGAGACCAAGAAGGUGACCAGCCUGGGGGUGCUGCUGCUGGACAACUACUCUGACCGGAUCCAGGUCCUGCAGAGCAUGGUGCACUGCGCCGACCUCAGCAACCCCACGAAGCCCCUGGAGCUGUACCGGCAGUGGACCGACCGCAUCAUGGUGGAGUUCUUCCGCCAGGGAGACCGGGAGCGGGAGAAGGGGAUGGAGAUCAGCCCCAUGUGUGACAAGCACACCGCCUCCGUGGAGAAGUCCCAGGUGGGCUUCAUCGACUUCAUCGCCCACCCGCUGUGGGAGACAUGGGCCGACCUGGUGCACCCCGACGCCCAGGAGCUCCUGGACACGCUGGAGGACAACCGGGAGUGGUACCAGAGCAUGAUCCGGCGCAGCCCGUCCCCUCCGCCCGAGGCACCCGGCGCGUCCCCCGCCAACACCGACAAGUUCCAGUUCGAGCUGACCCUGGAGGAGGAGGAGGAGGGUGAGUCGGACACGGAGCUGGAGGGGCCUGAGAGCCCCUUGGACGAGGACAACAGCGGCUCCAAGACACCGGGCACGGACGACUCGGAGUCGGCCGACACCAGGCGCUUGUCCCCCGGCCCCGGGGAGCGGGACUCGCCCCUGCCCCGCCCCAGGGACGUGGACAACCGGCGGGCGCUGGAGGGGACGCUGCCCAAGGACGGUGGCGGCGGGUGCUCCGUGCCAGGGCCCGAGGACAGCCAAGGGCUGUGCCUGGACACGGAGGGCAACGUCACAUUCCUGUCCCUGGGCACGUAGCGGCACCGGCCGGUGGGUCCCCUCGCUGCCACGGGGACGUGGGACUGGGCUCUGGCCCUGGCCGGUGUUGGGGACAGCGGGGAGCUGGCAGUGGCACCACACAGGGCGUGGAGGGCCCCAAAUCAUGUCCCCGUGCGGGGUCUGGGCAGGUCCUGAUGGACAGGAAGGCACUGCUCGCCCUCUCCCAUCUCCCACCAGCUGCUGGGAAAGGUCCCUGUCCCCUUCAGGCAAGGCUUGGGGACACUGUGCUCUGGCUCCAGCCCAGCCCUGAGGACAUCACACCCCACAGGGCUCCAGGAAGGAGUCCCCCACAGGGCUGGGGCACAGCCAAAAGCAUUCCAGCACUUUUCCAGGUGGCCCCUCGCAGGACAGCAGCCCCACAGUGGGAGGGGGAGGUGGGUGAAGGGUGCUGGUGACACCCCCAGCACGAGGGACCCCCAGGCACCGGCGCACGGCACGGGCACGAGUCAGGGGUUUAUUUAUUUGGGGACAGGUUCACUUUUUAAAGCCUUUUGUAGCUCACUUUUUACUCCAAGCCUCUCCGAGGCCGCACUCACGUGGAUAUUUGGGGCGGAAAGACACGUUUUUCGGGGUGGAAAGUUGCAUUUCUGCUCUGUGAUCACUGAAAAUGCUGCGUUUUUACUUCACACUUCGGUCCCUGGUGGGUGCUGUGACUCCCCCACCCCCGUGUCUCCGUCAUCCUGCCCGGGGACAGCCCCCCAGGAUCCUUUUGGGUUUUCCUUCACCUUUCCAGAGAUUAAACCUGGUUUGUUCCACCCUAAA
This is a messenger RNA of Pseudopipra pipra, 3502 nucleotides long. RefSeq names its product phosphodiesterase 4C (gene PDE4C). Gene Ontology annotation, biological process: signal transduction. Lineage: Eukaryota; Metazoa; Chordata; Aves; Passeriformes; Pipridae. The transcript is spliced from 15 exons. The record is from RefSeq and is a predicted model, not a curated record. Gene Ontology annotation, molecular function: 3',5'-cyclic-AMP phosphodiesterase activity. Bases 578 to 2719 code for a protein of 713 amino acids. Gene Ontology annotation, cellular component: perinuclear region of cytoplasm; cytosol; nucleus.